Daphnia pulicaria is the source of this 2314-nucleotide messenger RNA. Its product is annotated as sodium-independent sulfate anion transporter-like. Gene Ontology annotation, biological process: transmembrane transport. Bases 178 to 2160 code for a protein of 660 amino acids. The record is from RefSeq and is a predicted model, not a curated record. Gene Ontology annotation, cellular component: membrane. Gene Ontology annotation, molecular function: sulfate transmembrane transporter activity. The transcript is spliced from 12 exons. NCBI's taxonomy places the organism in Eukaryota, Metazoa, Arthropoda, Branchiopoda, Diplostraca, Daphniidae.
GAGUUGGAAUCAUGGUCAGUCUAGUUUGAAAGGCCGAACUGUACCUUUCCUCUUUCGCCUACUUUCUGGUGGAGGCUGGAAUAAGAGUACGUAUUAUCAAAAGGAGGCUUGUGCUCGCUUAUUGAUUGCCACCAGGACAUUGAACUAAAUCGAAACGUCGUUGGCCAAUGACGCAAAAUGCCGAAUCUGAAUGAUUCAACAAAGUCCAUCGAUUAUCGGGAUCAGCAACAGGACGGAAAAUGUGCAGAACCCUUGAUGAAAGGGCAUUCAAAAGAUAAUGUAGCAGUAGAGAGAACGUCCUUGACAACCCCCUCGAACGAAGAUUCUUUUCUACCAAACUACGAAAAUCAAUCAAAAGAAAUUACUAACUCGGGAAAGAAAAAGAAAUCCAGAAUUAGAAGAAUAAAAGACUUGUGUAAUGUAGAUCUGCUUCGUCGUCGCUUGCCGAUCGUGGGAUGGCUGCCAAAUUAUAACUUGAAUUAUUCCGUCUUUGAUCUUAUCGCCGGGGUCACCGUCGGACUUACCAUCAUUCCUCAGUCGAUCGCUUAUGCUGGCGUCGCGGGACUUCCUUUCGAGUAUGGUCUCUAUUCCUCAUUUAUGGGGUUGUUUGCGUACACCGUUUUUGGAUCGGUUAAAGAAUCCUCGAUGGGUCCGACAGCCGUCAUGGCUUUAAUGACCUUCAAUUAUGCCAACGAAGGGGGCCCUGCUUAUGCUUGCCUUUUGUCUUUUCUGGCUGGACUUAUUGAGCUUGUCGCCGGACUGCUUAACCUCGGAUUUAUGGUCGAUUUCAUUUCGGCGCCAGUCAUUUCUGGUUUCUGUUCGGCAGCCGCUUUGACCGUCGCCUCGACCCAAGUAAAAGGGCUCUUUGGACUGAAGUUCAGUGGGUCUUCCUUCGUUGAAAUCUGGACGGGUUUCUUUACAAACCUGUCUAAAAUUAAUCCGUGGGAUGCUGGGCUAGGCCUUUCCUCCAUCGUCAUCCUGCUUUUUAUGCGGAAACUGACUGCGAUGAAAAACCUUCGACCUUUUAAGAAAAUUACAUGUCUCCGUAACCGGUUCGUUGAUGGUGGCUUGUGGUUCAUUUCAACUAGUCGAAAUGCCUUUGCUGUCAUUGGCGGCUGCGUUGCUGCAUACGUCUUGCAAGUCAACGGCCUAUCUCCUUUUACCUUAACAGGUAACAUCAAAGCCGGUCUACCUUCAUUUGAAUUGCCUCCGUUUUCAAUCAAUAAGACAGAUUUAGACGGGAAUAGCACUGUUUUGUUAAGUUUCCCAGAGAUAUGUUCAGAACUGGGUGCAGCCAUCGGUUUAAUUCCCCUUAUUGCCAUAUUAGAACAAGUUGCUAUAGCCAAAGCGUUCGCUUUCGGCAAACGAACGGAUGCCACUCAGGAAAUGAUCGCUCUCGGUAUGGGAAAUAUCUUUGGUUCUUUUUUCGGCGCGAUGCCCAUCACUUCGUCAUUUGGAAGGAGCUCCGUUCAAAAUGCCAGCGGAGUUAAAACGCCGCUGUCCAACGUUUACGCAGGCACUUUGGUUCUGUUGGCUUUGGGCUUUAUGAUGCCUAGUCUAGCUUAUAUUCCGAAAGCGAUCCUUGCCGCUGUAAUCAUAACGUCAGUCAUUUUUAUGGUGGAAUUAGAGGAACUUAAACCCAUUUGGAAAAGCAGAAGAGUGGAACUUGUUCCCUUAGGUGUGACAUUCUUUUGCUGCCUCUUUGUUAAUAUGGAGUACGGGAUUUUGAUUGGGGCUGGAGUACAUUUGUUUUUGUUGGCCUACAUGGCGGGAGGCCGUCCUCAUCUGGAGUUGAUACGGCAACCCCAGGGUAGUAAGAGAACCGAAGAGAGAGUCAUCGUUAAAGCUGAUACAAACCUGUACUUCCCUGGAGUAGAAAAAUUCCGACAAGUUCUUAACGAAGCCACUGAUGGAGAGACAUGCGUCUUGGUCGAUCUAUCGCACGUAACAGAAAUCGACUACACUGCGCUAAAAAUGCUUAAAUCCGUGGCGUCAGAUUACCAUAAAAGAGGCUUAAUGGUUCUGCAUUUCACCAAUGCUUCUUCAAAAGUAGCCAAAUCGAUUUCAUCUGCCUUACAUUCUGCCGAUAUCGAUUUCCUAAUACCCAAUAAGAUAAACAACACAUUCGAACAAAGUGGACAAAUAACGGAUGAAGUCUAGGCUAGUCGCGUUCUUCCAUUGUUCGUAAAAAAAUAUCACUUCUAGAGUCACCAGUGCACAUAAAUUAGUAACGCGGGGAAAUAAAAAGAAAUAUAGUCGAAUAAAAUGUGAUACUGCGCCUUGUUAGAAUACAAGUUGGCUCUUAUUUCUCUGA